AUGGCUUCUUUACACAUAACCGACCUGUUCGAGAGGGACAAUUGUGGAGGGUAUCGAAUCCCUGCACUGCUCCACAUUCCGAACUCAAACACAAUUUUGGCGUUUGCGGAGAGGAGACUUGGCUGCUAUGAUGAAAAUGCUGAUGUGCUUUACCUGCGCAGCGGCACGUAUGACAAAUUUUCAAAGGAUUUUCAGUGGGAGGAUGCAAAACCUAUCCAGUCUGCACAACUAAAGCAACACCGAUCCAUGAAUCCUUCUCCCAUCUAUGAGAAAAACACGGACACUGUCUUUCUCUUCUUCAUUGCAGUCGAACGAUCAAAGACUGAGCAAGAGCAAAUCAGGAGUAGAAAAAACGCCGCACGACUUUGUUAUGUUUCCAGUAAGGACAAAGGGCAGACCUGGAGUGAAACUAAUGAUCUAACAGGGUGUACCAUAGGUCACACCAUCAAUACAUGGGCAACAUUUGCUCUGGGUCCAGGCCACGGCAUUCAGCUAGGGAAUGGCCGUCUUGUUAUCCCUGCCAGUGCUCAUGAGAUACAGUCCAAUAACGAAGUCAGGGUAUGGGCUUUCACUUUCUUUAGUGAUGAUCAUGGAGAGUCCUGGCAGUUUGGGAACUUUGUUUCUGGGGAGGAGUGUGGGGAAUGUCAGAUGGUGUUGGUGGAUCAAGGCAAUGCAUCCAGUGAGCAAGCUUUAAUGUAUUGUAAUGCUCGGAGCAAUAAACGUGGUGAGAAACAGUAUCGGGUGGAAGCUUUCAGUAAAGAUGGUGGAAAAACCUUCACAGAAGGGCAACUGAUAAAACAGCUGGUUGAACCUCCAGGAGGUUGCCAUGGCAGCAUCAUCAGUUUUCCUGCCUCAGAUAUUCCAUAUUUCAAAAACUUCCUUGACAUUAAACAGUAUAUGGGAGAUGCCACCUCAGAUUUUGACAUUAUAUUGUUCUCCCACACCACAAACUCCACAUCACGGAAGGAUUUAGGAAUUUACCUUCGUCCCUAUUCUGGUAGUCCUCAAGCCUGGACAAGUCCUUGGGUCAUUGUCGACGGUGAAUGUGCCUACUCAGAACUGGCAUUUGUGAAACUUCCUGAGGAGAGCAAUCCUAUUGUUACUUGUUUAUUUGAAUGUGGGCCUAUAAAUGAUAAGAUCUCAUUUUGUGUUUUGCAAAUUGAUGAUAUCAUUCAGAACACUGUAAAGAAAAUGCUCUGAUCUUGGGAAUCCAGAAGCAGAUACAUCCAUAAUUUGAGGAUACAUUUUCUCGGCUCACAAAUUGUACGUUAAUCAUUUGUAAAAGCCUUGUGGUAUGUUAACUGAAGCAAAGGAACUUUGUAAUGCUUGCUAACUUUGAAAUGAAAAUGCAGAUAUAGCCACUGAAGCACUAUUAUUAAAUGCAGACAAUCGCUGCACAAGCCUAUUAGUAAUUUUACAAUGCUUACUGCUA
Pristis pectinata (smalltooth sawfish) is the source of this 1432-nucleotide messenger RNA. Its product is annotated as sialidase-4-like. Gene Ontology annotation, molecular function: exo-alpha-sialidase activity. The record is from RefSeq and is a predicted model, not a curated record. Gene Ontology annotation, cellular component: membrane; cytoplasm; lysosome. Lineage: Eukaryota; Metazoa; Chordata; Chondrichthyes; Rhinopristiformes; Pristidae. Bases 1 to 1200 code for a protein of 399 amino acids. The transcript is spliced from 2 exons. Gene Ontology annotation, biological process: oligosaccharide catabolic process; ganglioside catabolic process.